AUGGAUAGGGUUCAGUUCUCGUUUUGGGUCUCCAAAUCUGUCAGAUUCUUGAUAAACAAAGCCAAAGAACAACACAACAGUGCAAGCAUUUACAACAAAAGACAUCAUUUUGAUGAGCUAAUGCUGUUCAACAACUCUGUUUAUUGCGCCUCGCCUAAUUUCCAGGAGGCCCAGAUGGCGGCGGCGGUGGAGAACGGCGGCGAGGUGUCCGGCGAGGGUAAAGAUGGGAUUUUUCGUGAAAGUGAGGGUAAAUUUGGAAAUGUUGCUGCUUGUUCGGGUGAAGAGGAAGAAGAGAGUGGAGAAAGCAGCUUGAGCUCUGAUUUUCUGGCUACUGAGAGUAAUUUGAAUUGCGAGGUUGAAAAUAGCAGCUCUGAGGGCUCUUCCUCUUCACCCCCUUCAAUGGCCUGUUGGGCAAUGGGGAAAGAGAAAUUGCCCUUUUGUGAUAAUUCCGAGGUUUGUGAGGAGAUUGAGGAGCAACAUUUGGACAAGAGGAGAUUAGACAAGCAAAGCUCGAGUCUUUCAGAAAUUGAGAUGAUGAAAGAAAGAUUUUCGAAGUUGCUGCUAGGCGAGGACAUGUCCGGUUCAGGCAAUGGUGUUUCGACUGCUUUAGCUCUGUCUAAUGCAAUCACCAAUCUUUGUGCUACACUCUUUGGACAGAUUUGGAGGUUAGAGCCUCUGCAGCCCCAAAAGAAAUUAAUGUGGCGUCGAGAGAUGGAUUUGCUUCUGUGUGUUAGUGAUCACAUUGUCGAGUUAAUUCCCUCUUGGCAAACAUUUCCCGAUGGGAGCAAAUUAGAGGUCAUGACUUCAAGGCCUCGAUCGGAUUUGUAUGUAAAUCUACCUGCAUUGCGAAAACUAGACAAUAUGUUACUCGAUGUUGGAAAAUCCUUGCUCGAGAGCUACUCGAGGGUCCUCGAGAGCUUAGCAUUCAACAUAAUGGCCCGAAUAGAUGACCUCAUUUACGUCGAUGACCUGUCCAAGCACUCGGGCCAGCUUUUCUCCAUCUCUAAAGUCGGCGUGAUUCCUCAAGUGGGCCCCACAGCUGGCGGCACGCCUUACAAGACAGCUUUUGGGACUCCCGAGUUUUCACCUUCACCGUUGAUUAUUAGCCCAGCAAAGGCUUACGGGUUGUUAUCUCCGUAUAGUUCGCAAAGUGUGAAGAAGCAUUCGGUUCUUGGUUUGGGAGUGAAGCGUAUUUUGACGGAUUAUUUGAGUAGUGAUCAAGGGAAAGUGAAGGAUUUUGGAAGCUCUCGUUCGGGUGUGGGGGCUCGAGUGAUAUCCACAUGUUCGUCUCGCGAGUUUUCGAGGGAUUCCGAUGAGGCGAACAGUUAA
This is a messenger RNA of Striga asiatica, 1329 nucleotides long. Lineage: Eukaryota; Viridiplantae; Streptophyta; Magnoliopsida; Lamiales; Orobanchaceae. The record is from the annotation of a GenBank genome assembly.